Penicillium maclennaniae is the source of this 1383-nucleotide messenger RNA. Its product is annotated as oxygenase MpaB family protein. The transcript has 4 exons. The coding region runs from base 1 to 1383 and encodes 460 amino acids. Gene Ontology annotation, molecular function: oxidoreductase activity. The record is from RefSeq and is a predicted model, not a curated record. Lineage: Eukaryota; Fungi; Ascomycota; Eurotiomycetes; Eurotiales; Aspergillaceae.
AUGGCGUUGAAAAGUCCCAGGCUGAGGCACAGCAUAGAGUGCCACUAUUGGGACUACUCGUUUCACUGGACUGACCGCCACAGGUCGGCAGAUGAGCUGCGACCCAUGGCUUUCACUUAUGACGCUCUUGCCGAUGAGUGCGUGCAGAUCUUGAAUCAACUCCCUACGGAUGAUGAUUCGGAUAGGCCUUUCAAGAAGGAUCUGUAUGGCCUGCUGAGAGACCAUGUCGACAAAGACCCUAAGCUUCAAGAGCUAUGGACGCAGGUCAACACGGUCCCAGAAUGGGUCGAUUGGGAGCAAAUACAACGAGGACAGGAUACUUUUUUCCGAUACGGUGUUCCCAUCUUGAAUGUGCUCAGCUUUGAGAGCUUACUGGGUGGAAUGGGAGCAAUCCGGGUUGUUGAAACACUCGCGCGAACCGGUGGCUUCGGCGCCAAAGUCGUACGACGCCGACUUCUCGAAACCCUCCAGCAUGUCCUGCAAGUCAAUAGUUCAGCCGAGGGAAUGAAGCCAGGAGGAGAAGGAAACGUCUCAUCAGUACGCGUGCGACUUCUCCACUCAUCCGUCCGCCUGAGGAUCUUAGAGCUGGUGAAACAGAAGCCCGACUACUAUGAUAUCGACAAAUACGGAACACCGGUCAAUGAUUUAGACUGUAUCGGAACGAUUCACACUUUCUGUAGCUCAGUUGUAUACCUCGGGCUACCUCGACAGGGAAUCCAUCUCAGUCAACAUGAGAUCGAAGACUAUAUUGCGCUCUGGCGACUUGUUGCAUUUUACAUGGGCACACCGACAGAGUCUUUGGAAAAUCCCACUAAGGCACUGGCCAUGAUGGAAUCACUUUUGAUCUCUGAGAUUGAUCCAACUGAGACCGGAAAGAUUCUCGCGAAAAAUAUUAUUCUCGGUCUUGAGAACACGGCUCCAGCAUAUGCUUCCAAAGAAUUUAUGGAGGCACUGACUAGACUUUUGAACGGAGAUCAGCUCUCCGAUCAACUGGAGAUUCCACGAACGAGUCUUUACUACCGCUUCAUGAUAUGGGGUUAUUGUUUCUGGGUCGCGACCCUUUCCUCUAUCAUUCCCAAAAUACACUUUCUAGAUCGACUGAUGAUCAGUCUACGUCGCAAAAAUUUUUACAAGGUGAUUCUAGAUGAGAAGAUCGGUCUCGGCAAAGAGUCUCGCUUCGAAUUCAAGUACGUGCCCACUUUGACACGUACUACCCGUCUUGGAGAACGGCGCAGCACCAAGUAUGAGCGAGCUGGUGUUGAGACACUGGCCCGGUUAGGACUUAUUGCAGCCUUUACUGGAAUCUUGGCCUUGGGCAUGGGUUUGAUAUUUGCGGCACGAGUGCUGCCGACUAACCAGCUAUUCCAAGGCGGUCUAGCUUAG